UUCUGAUUUAAGGAAAAAAUAUUAUUCGUGAAAAAAAUCAAAUAUCAGUGUUAAUUAAUUUAUGCUGUACAAUGUCUGGUUUAGAAGGAAGUUUAUUCAAAUGGAUAAAUAUGGUAAAAGGAUGGCAAACAAGAUGGUUUGUGCUGGAACCUGAAAUAAGCUUAUUAUCCUAUUAUACAAGUCGAGAAAAAAUGAUGAAAGGUGUACGAAGAGGUUGUGUCCGUUUAAGAGGUGCUAUAAUUGGAAUCGAUGACCAAGACGUAAAUACAUUUACAAUUACUGUUGAUCAUAAAACAUUUCACUUCCAAGCAAAAGAUGGUGAAGAACGUGAAAAAUGGGUUCGCCAUUUAGAGGAUGCAAUUGCUCGUAGUACGUAUAGAUAUCGUUCGGAUCAGGCACAAGUACUCGGUGGUGCUUCGAGUAGCCGCAACACUCAUCUUGUGAUGUUUGACAAGAAAGUCAGUGAAGCUGAUAUGUACUUGCAAAUGGUUAUCGAACAAAAAGAUAAAAUAGAGCAACGAAUUAAAGAAAUCGAGGACGAAGACGAACAAGGAAAAUACGAAAGUUUAAAAGAACAAAUUAACAAUAUGUUAGAUCAUAUAAAACACUCAAUUGUGCUUCUGCAAAUUGCUAAGAAUACAGCGAAUCCAAUAAAUGGAAUUUAUAACGGUCCCAUGAAGACGGAUCCAGAUGAUACAGCAAGUCCAGUUGUUGUGAGACAAAUCUCGAAACUGGUUGAUGAAAUUGGCUCUGAAUAUUUUGAAGCUUGCUCUAGUAGAUCGAGUGUUCAAGUGCCAGAGACUUCAUAUUCAAGCUCAGAAGGGGAAGAAGAUUUUUAUGAUGCCAAUGAUGAUCCAUUUUCUAGUCAAGUGACAACACCAACGAGCCAUAAUCGAACUAUAGUUGAACCGAUAUCGAGACUAUCUGACGACCCGUUUGUCACAGCGAAUGACAACACGAGCACAAAUACAAGUACACCAACGUCCUUAAAGAAACAAGAUAGCAUUGAAUCACCAAUAAAGGAUGUAGGACAUCGAAAAAGAAACUCAAAAUCCCUUCCGUUAAGAAAUGAUGGCUCGCUUGAUUAUGACGCAAUAUAUGAAGAUGAAUCUGAUAGCGACUUGUCGAUGGAAUCACAUGGAUCAGUAAUUACUCAUCUCUUAUCUCAAGUAAAAAUAGGAAUGGAUUUAACGAAAGUAGUAUUGCCAACAUUUAUCUUAGAAAGGCGUUCCCUACUCGAAAUGUAUGCCGACUAUUUUGCACAUCCAGAUUUAUUUAUUAAAAUUGCGGAACAUAAAGAUCCGCGCGAACGAAUGCUACAAGUUGUGAGAUGGUAUUUAUCAGCUUAUCAUGCAGGACGUAAAAGUGCUGUCGCCAAAAAACCUUACAAUCCAAUUAUUGGUGAAAUUUUCCGCUGUCAUUGGAACAUUCCUGAAUAUGAAAUUCAAGAUAAUACGAAUGUAGUUGACGAAGGUCCGAUUCCGUGGUGUAAAUCGGACCAAUUAACAUUUAUUGCAGAGCAAGUCUCACACCAUCCUCCAAUUUCUGCCUUUUAUGCCGAGCAUUACAGUAAAAAGAUUAGCUUUAGUGCUCAUGUCUGGACAAAAUCCAAAUUUUUGGGACUUUCGAUUGGAGUUCACAAUAUUGGGCAAGGAAUCGUAACUUUAUGUGAUUUAAAUGAAGAGUAUAUCCUUACUUUUCCAAACGGCUAUGGUCGUUCGAUACUCAGUGUUCCAUGGAUAGAAUUAGGAGGAAAUGUCACAAUAAAAUGUCCCAAAACGGGCUAUCAUGCUGAGAUAGAUUUCCUUACCAAGCCCUUCUAUGGUGGCAAACGAAAUAGAAUACAAGGUGAAGUUUAUUCUCCAAAUGAAAAGAAAUCCUUUUUAUCAAUUUAUGGUGAAUGGAGUGGCUUAAUGGAAGCCAAAUAUAAUGACGGUACUAAAACAAAGCCAGAAGUGUUUGUGGAUGUAAAUAGAAUACCAAUAUAUAAGAAGCAAGUACGCUCUGUAAAUGAGCAAGAUGAAAAUGAGAGCAGACGAAUUUGGAAGGAAGUGACUGCAGGGUUAAAAUCGAAUGAUAUAGAUCUAGCGACGGCAGCAAAAUUUAGAGUGGAACAGAAGCAACGAGAAGAGGCGAAAUUGAGGAAAGACGAGAAUGCGGCGUGGGCAAAUACUCAUUUCAAGAGCGCGGGCGAAGGAUGGAUAUACUUGAAUCCACUUUCUCAUAGACUGACCUUAGAACAGAGAUAGUGCAAUUAACCAUUACUUUCUGAUGAUUGUAAUAACGAGAUAUAAUUUCAUAUAAACGAAUAACACUUUCCUUUUCUUUGCUAUUAACUUUUAAUGUAUUAUUAAGUUAAAAGAUUUUACCACAAAAAAUGAUAAUAAUUGAUAUCAAUAGAAAAACUUCUACAAUGCUUACAAGCUUCGAAAGCAAAUUAUACAUAAAAAAUAUUAAUAUUUAAAUGGCACUAAUGUUAUCUUUUAAUUUAAUUAUUAAGUAUCGUAGUGAAUGCCUGCAUCUUCCUCUUUAAAAAGAAUACUAAUGAUAAUAUUGAUGAGAUAAUAGGAUAUUUUAAUGAUGUUAAUGAUUAAAACACGACUUUUCAACGUUUUUUUAAGCAAAACAAAAAAAAAAAUUAAGAAGUCUUACUCAAAAGAUCUUUCGGAAUUAAAUUAAUUAAAAAAAAACAUAUUUAAAAAAUCUAGCUUUCUUCCUCCAUUCCAAAAACAAGUUAUAGGAGUUGAUUAUAGUUCAUCUAUUUAAAAAAAUUAAAGUUAUGUAUAAAUUAUUCACAUAUCAAGUAAUUUGACAAAAAAAAAGGUUAUAAAAAAGCAACGCAAUAUCUUCGAUCCGAAAAGAGACCAAAGCACACACACUUGCAUUAUCUUUUUAAACGUUUGCGCCCUACUAAGUAUUUUUAAUGUUUUCAACUAAUGACAAGUUCUUUUGCACAAUAUGCCUCUAUGAUAUAAUAAUGAAAAGCAUUAUUAAUGCAUAAAAACUGACGGUUUAACAAGGAGAAUAAAAUUGUAUGUAUAAAGUAUAUUUUCUAAGAAAUUGUUGACAUCCUUAACUGAAAAAAAAUCCUAAAUUGAACCUAAUAAAAAAUUCUUAUUCUUUGAAAAAACGAUUAAACCUAGA
Chironomus riparius is the source of this 3144-nucleotide messenger RNA. NCBI's taxonomy places the organism in Eukaryota, Metazoa, Arthropoda, Insecta, Diptera, Chironomidae. The record is from the annotation of a GenBank genome assembly.